UCCCCCCACCCCUCAAGCUAGGCUGAGCUGUGCCUACGUCGGCCUCGACUCCCGGGGGCUGGAGGAGUUACCUUUGGAGCUCGAAAGGAGGAAGGAAGCAAAAUAUCAACAACAGCCGAGGCGGCUCGGGCGCUCGGCCCCAGUCCCUCGCCUGCCGGCCGCCCGCCUGCCCGCCCUCGCGCCCACGACGGGGGCCCAGGCCCCCCGGCGCAGCCCAGGGCCCGCGCGGACGCCGGCCUCAUUUAUUAUUCCCCCCGCCCGGAGCUGCGGCUUCCAGGUGCUGAAGAGCCCCAGGACUAGGGGCGAGGGCUACCCCCUCCCAGCCGUGACAUCCCCCUUCCCCCAGCGGGGCCGGAGGCUGCGCAGAAGGUGUCCUGCAGACCAUGAACUGAGACCGCUGGUCCGAGACCGUUCAUGAGCACAGUGUAAGGCGUGCCGAGACCCAUCACCCAGCGAUCCCCUCCCCUCCCUGGCACUGAGGAUCCUAGAGAAGAUGGGGAGGAAAAAGAUUCAGAUCCAGCGAAUCACUGAUGAGCGGAACCGACAGGUGACAUUCACCAAGAGGAAGUUCGGGCUGAUGAAGAAGGCGUAUGAACUGAGCGUGCUCUGCGACUGCGAGAUCGCGCUCAUCAUCUUCAACCACUCCAACAAGCUGUUCCAGUACGCCAGCACGGACAUGGACAAGGUGCUGCUCAAGUACACGGAGUACAACGAGCCGCACGAGAGCCGAACCAACGCCGACAUCAUCGAGACCCUGAGGAAGAAGGGCUUCAACGGCUGCGACAGCCCGGAGCCCGACGGGGAGGACUCACUGGAACAGAGCCCCCUGCUGGAGGACAAGUACCGGCGCGCCAGUGAGGAGCUUGACGGGCUCUUCCGGCGCUACGGGGUGAGCCCCACUCACUCUCUGUCUGUUGGCCCCCCCUUCCGGCCCCUUCCCUCCCAGGCGCUGCACAAGAAGCACAGGGAAUGUGAGAGCCCUGAGGUGGACGAGGUGUUUGCCCUGACCCCCCAGACGGAGGAGAAAUAUAAAAAGAUAGACGAGGAGUUUGAUAAAAUGAUGCAGAGUUAUAGACUGGCCUCAGCUGUCCCGGCCCCCAACUUUGCCAUGCCCGUCACGGUGCCCGUGUCCAAUCAGAGCUCACUGCAGUUCAGCAAUCCCAGCGGCUCCCUGGUCACUCCUUCCCUGGUGACAUCAUCCCUCACGGACCCACGGCUCCUGUCCCCCCAGCAGCCAGCACUACAGAGGAACAGUGUGUCUCCUGGCCUGCCCCAGCGGCCAGCCAGUGCAGGGGCCAUGCUGGGGGGAGACCUCAACAGUGCUAACGGAGCCUGCCCCAGCCCUGUAGGGAAUGGCUACGUCAGUGCUCGGGCUUCCCCUGGCCUCCUCCCUGUGGCCAAUGGCAACAGCCUAAACAAGGUCAUCCCUGCCAAGUCUCCGCCCCCACCCACCCACAGCGCCCAGCUUGGAGCCCCCAGCCGCAAGCCCGACCUGAGGGUCAUCACUUCCCAGGGAGGAAAGGGGUUAAUGCAUCACUUGACUGAGGACCAUUUAGAUCUGAACAAUGCCCAACGCCUUGGGGUCUCCCAGUCUACCCACUCGCUCACCACCCCAGUGGUUUCCGUGGCAACACCGAGUUUACUCAGCCAGGGCCUCCCCUUCUCUUCCAUGCCCACUGCCUACAACACAGAUUACCAGUUGACCAGUGCGGAGCUCUCCUCCUUACCAACCUUCAGUUCGCCUGGGGGGCUGUCUCUAGGCAACGUCACCGCCUGGCAACAGCCGCAACAGCCCCAACAGCCACCACAGCCGCAGCCUCCACAGCCCCAGCCGCAGCCGCAGCCCCAGCCGCCCCAGCAGCCGCAACAGCCACCUCAGCAGCAGCCCCACCUGGUCCCCGUGUCUCUCAGCAGCCUCAUCCCGGGCAGCCCCCUGCCCCAUGUGGGUGCUGCCCUCACGGUCACCACCCACCCCCACAUCAGCAUCAAGUCAGAACCAGUGUCCCCCAGCCGUGAGCGCAGCCCUGCGCCUCCCCCUCCAGCUGUGUUUCCGGCUACCCGCCCUGAGCCUGGCGACGGUCUCAGCAGCCCGGCGGGGGGCUCCUAUGAGACGGGGGACCGGGAUGAUGGACGGGGGGACUUCGGGCCCACACUGGGCCUGCUGCGCCCAGCCCCAGAGCCUGAGGCUGAGGGCUCAGCUGUGAAGAGGAUGCGGCUCGAUACCUGGACAUUAAAGUGACGAUUCCCACUCCCCUCCUCUCAGCCUCCCUGAUGAAGAGUUGACAAUCUCACCGCCCACCCCUCCCUGUCCUGGGCUCCUCCCGCUCGACCCCUACUUCCUUUCUUGUGCUCCGUGUCCUGUUGACGGUUACAUUUGUGUAUAAUUAUUAUUAUAUUAUUAUUAUUAUUAUAUUUUUUUUAAUUUGGAUUCUUGCUUUGGAGAGGGGGAUACUCCCACCCCCUCUUUCUGCACCCCCCGCCAUUUUCACUGGCCGGGGGGGCCUCUUUUUUGCGGGAAGGGGGGACACUUUGCACGUUGUACACAUAUGCUGCAGGAGGGGGUGGGGGGCCCGAUAGGCCUUGGGAAAGGACAGGUGCCGAGCCCUGCAUGCGGAGCCCUCCCACCCCAUCCCCCAGAUAGAGGGAAAUAACCAAAAAAACCUACCAAACAACAAAAACCCCUUACAAUAGACUGAAACCCCAAAGUCGGCUUGAUGAGUGGGUUUGUGUUUCAGGGGAAAGUGAGGCAGACGUUCUGAAAAGGGUCUCUGCUUCUGGGCCAUUCUGUGGCCAUGGGCACAUGGGGCAGAAAUGCCCAAGCCUGGGCCCCAAAUGCCCCUGCACAUACGCAGCACACUCUCACUGAUCCUUGUGUGAGCUCCGCCUCCGAGGUGUGGGGGUGCCGGCUGGCCAAGGUUUGGGGCUGGGAAGGCUGCCUGGGAAUCCGAGGCUGGUGGGGAGGGAUCUGAGGCGGGGGCCCCUAUGAAGCACAUUUGGAAAGACAGAGAGCCAUGAGGAGAGGGCUGAGGAGGGGCAGAAGGGCUGGGCAAGGGGCGAAUGGGGCCCCCCUCCCUUCCCCAGCAUUUUCUCUAAGAUAUACAGUGCAAUAGCUCCCCAGCCCUCAGCUGACGCCAGCCCUGUGAAGCUGGCCACAGAGUGCAGGAAGGACUGGGGAGGUGGUGGGGGACGUGAGAUGGCUCAGCAGGAGACGGCCCCGGCACCCUGGGGUGCCUGAGGCCUGGAACCCUUGCAUCCAGGGACAAGUGUGAGUGAGGGGACUUGCUCUUCCUUGCACGUACACAUCCCCAGAGGGGUGGACUGGGUUGGUGUGUGAGGGCGGGCAGGAGAGGGGAUGGAGGAGGAGGCCCGCAGGAGGCCUGCCUCCCUUUCCUCCAAGGCCCCUCUCCCCAGCCCUCCUCCCAGCUCCUUCCGCUCCUGACCCCACCUCCCUGCUCUUGGCGCCCUCAUUGUCUCGCUACCUCCUGUCCCACCACCCCCAGGCCGCAUCCCGCCUUCCCUCUUGGCUACUGUAAUUGUAAAUAGCAACCUUUGGAAAACGUUAGCCGUGUAACAGUCCAAGAAACUGUUUUUUUUGUUGUUGUUGUUGUAUUGAUAUGAAAUGAGAUUCUAUUUUUGUCAAAGUAUAUUGUAAUAAUAAUGAUUCAAACGGCCCGUACUGUACAGACGAGAUUCUUCUGCUGUUGUUCUUGCUCCCCUCCUUGCCCCAAGUCUGCCCCCUCUGCUGCCUCCCCAUGGGGGCAGCCUAGGCCUGGAGUCCCGAGACCUCAGGCUGCAUCACAGAUCAAACCGGAGGGGGCAGGCCCCCAGCCUGAGAUCCACUACCACCCCCUGCCCUAUGGGGCCUGGCCUGGGUGACAGGGGCAGGCUGACUGGGGCCUGCCCUGCUCCCUCACGGAAGCCCAGCUCCUCUGCCCAAGGGGUGCAGGCAGGGCUCCCCUGGGGUUUCAUGCCGGUGGGAAAAUAGAGUUAGACAAGGCCUGGUUUUGUGGUAGGUGACUCUGCCCACCUCUGUGAUCCAGCCGCUUGCAGUAUUCCGACACUUGAUGCAGGGAAGGAAACCAGAGGGGUGCGUGUGACUGCACAGGUGCCCAAGUGUGUUUACAAGGGCAUCUGGUAUUUAUGCGUCUGACUGUACCUUUCUAUUUAUGUGUGUGUGUGGUUGCAUGCGUGUACCUUUGUGUCUCUGAGCCCACCUGGGCACGUAUGUGAAUCUCUGCGUGAACUAAGCUCUGCGGGCUUUGUGUGUGAGUGUGUGUGUGUGUGUGUGCGUGCGUGCGUGCGUGCGCCUGGGUGUGUGUUUACAGAAGGACAGGUGGCUCUUGCAGCUACACAUCCCUGGCUUCUAACUCUAUGACCUUCCUUCCUGGGCCCCACUUCUUUUUCCUUGCUCGUCACCUGUUCUCAACCUCCACUCUAAUUUGUUUAUACCGCAGUUUUGGGGGUCAGGCGGUUGGGCCUCUUUGCUUCUCUCAGUAGCCCUGUUUCUGCCACAGCUCCAUGCACAGUUGUCCAGCCAGUCCCCCACAUGUUUAUACACAACUCCCUUUCCUGGAGAACCUUCUUCCCCCGACCCCAGUCCUGCUUCUUCAGGGUGACACCCAAGUUCCUCUUUCUCCCAAAGCUUUUUCCUCCCCUGGGCAGUGACCCUUCCUUACAGCUUACCCGUCACCUGCUGAUUGGGCACACAGCAUGCCCAGUCUUCCCAAAGCUUCCUAGAGGGAUUGUCAAGAAUGGAUGAGACUUGAAAGAAGGGCCUUGAAAGCAGCCAGGGUGUAGUGGUGUGCAUUCAUGCAUGCAUCCCAGAGCCUUGCCCAGUGCCUGGCACACAGCUGGCCUCAGUAAAUGCUGAGCAGGUGAAAGGUGAAUGACAGGUGCUCAAUAAACGUUGAACGACUGGCCUUCCCUUCUCAGGCUGUUCCUGCCGUCAGUCCGCCCACCUUUCUAGGCUGGGCUUGGCCAUCAUUAAACAUGGGGUGGGGGUGAGGGCCCCUGCAGUUCACGGUGCAAUAUUCACCAGUUUUGCCCUCUGCCUUGUGAUGGCAAACCUGGCUUUUGAUUACCAUGUGUGGGUGUGUGUGUGUGUCCUUUUCUCUCUAUCCCUGGGGCAGGGGAUGGUCUGUGAAUGAAUACGUGACAUUUCUGCAAUUCAGUAUCCCAAGGUUGCUCUUGGGGCUAGGGGCUCCUGGCCGGCCAGAUGAAUGGGUCCCUGGGAACCCAGACCUCAAGUGGGGACUUCAGUUCUUCUUCCUCUCACAAGCCAAAUUUGCCUCCACCCACUCCUUCCUCUGAAGAACUGGGCAUUUGCCAAAGUAAUCACUGGAGUCAUCCGAAUGCCCCUCUCCUCCCCAGGUUUCCCACAGCUUCAGGGACAGUGGGCAAGAGGACCCCCCCCACACACACACAUACCACAUCCCAGCGGAACACACCAUUUCCCCUCCCCUCAGCAGUGCACUCAGUACAGCGAGACUGACCCCUGACCCUUCCCCAGCACCCCCCACCUUGGACAGGAAGGAAGUAAUGCACCUUCUCUUGCUGAUUAUUUAUUUGUUUGGAGAAACAGAAAUGAUGUAAAAGUGUAUUUAGAAAUAUCUCUAUAUAUUUUUAACUGACUCUUUGGAAUCCCCUGGGGUGGGGUGGGGGGUGGAUUUAGGCUUUCAUGAAGGGGAGGAGACAAGGAGCCUGGGAACGCCUCAUCUCCCCUCUUGCCACCUCUCUCCACCCCCUAAGGAGUGGGUCGGAGGAAUGGGAUUUGUAAGGGGGGAGGGGGGUUGGAAUGUUCUAUGGAGAAUCUGGAUUCUCUCUGUCUUCCCCAUUCAAGUCCCAGAGGGAGGGGAAGGGGAAGGAGGGGGGGUGGACAGGCCAUGGAGGUGCCCCACCCCCAAACCCGACAAUCACCCACACUCCUGGGGCUCCUCCUGGGUCCUGGGCAGGGCGAGUCCAAGUGUGUGGCUGUUGAUUUGUUUUCAAUAUUUCUUUUCGUGCUGUAUGGUGAUGCUUUCUUAGUAUUCUACACAAUAAGGAAAGACAAAGUCCUCGAGAUUCUUAUGAGUUUUGUUUGAAAACUCUUUCACUAUAUUUGUUGUAAAGAGGUUUACUAUUAAAAGAAAAAAGAAUACACGUUUCUGAUA
This is a messenger RNA of Sus scrofa (pig), 6149 nucleotides long. The record is from RefSeq and is a predicted model, not a curated record. NCBI's taxonomy places the organism in Eukaryota, Metazoa, Chordata, Mammalia, Artiodactyla, Suidae.